AUGAAUCCUUUUUACUCAAAUGUCAAAGAAGAGUAUCCAUCAAGUGAUGCAAGUGGUAGUGGGGUUAAUAAUAACCAACCAAUGGUGUUACAAGUUCCACAGCCAAGGGAUGGUCUACAUGAUGUUGGGCCUCCACCUUUUUUGACAAAGAUAUAUGAUAUGGUGGAUGACAAAACUAUUGACCAUAUUGUGUGUUGGAGUAGAGGAGGUCAAAGCUUUGUUGUUUUGGAUCCACAAGCUUUCUCUACUAAUCUACUUCCAAGAUAUUUUAAGCAUAGUAACUUCUCUAGUUUUGUGAGGCAACUCAAUACUUAUGGUUUUAGGAAGAUUGAUCCCGAUAUAUGGGAGUUUGCAAAUGAAGCGUUUGUGAGAGGCCAGAGGCAUGUCUUGAAGAGCAUCAAGAGAAGAAGGGCACCUAAUUCUCAGCCUGCGGUUCCACAACAGAAUGUCAAUCCCGCUAGUGAACUUGGAACGUCCAGUUUAGAUGACGUUGGUCGGUUGAAACACGAAAAACAAGUUCUCAAGUUGGAACUAGUGAAUCUAAGACAACAACAACAAAACAUGCGUGCGCAACUUCAAGCCAUGGAACUAAGGUUACAAGGAACUGAGAAAAAGCAGCAAAAGAUGAUGAAGUUCUUGGCAAAAGCAAUGCAAAAUCCUGAUUUCAUCCAGAAAUUAGUUGAACAUGGUAAAAAUAAUGAUCUUCAAGAAGCCAUGAUGAGCCAAAGGGGUGAAUCAAGCCGAACUGGUGGUGGGUCAAAGCUUAUUAAAGCCGAACCUGAAGACUAUAUAAAUCAACCAGUACAGUUUCAAGUGUCUGAGCUGGAGGCACUGGCUUUGGAGAUUCAAGGGUUUGGUAGAUCUAAAAGAAACCUAGAAACAGAACGUAACGACCGUGGUGAAUAUGAGGGUGGGGAGAAAGACCUUGAUGAUGAAUUCUGGGAAGAGUUAUUUAGUGAAAGACCUGAUGAACAAGCGGUUGAUGAUGUGAAUUUCUUAGCUGAUAAGUUGGAUUUCUUGGGUUCAAGCCUGAAGUAAACGCUAACUGUUGUUAACGCAUAAAAUAACCAUUUAUUGAUGUUCCAUUGAUUUUUAUUUUUGAUCUUUGUAGUUAGGUACUCUGGUCGUGGUCGAAGACAUAACGAUCUUUGACAGAUUUAAAAGCUGGUUUCGGUUGGUUAAUUUUAUUUAAUUCUGUGUGAAAGACUAGCACUUAUUACAGUAGAUCUUAAUUUAAGAUUCUAUUGUCAUUCUCAGGAGGAGAUAUCACAAUCGCCACUGGUUCCCCAAUUAUCUGUCCAGAAAACUGUUCUUGUAUAAUUGUUUCUUUAAGUUUUGUACAUCUGAUUCUCUGAUAUAACUCUUACUUGAUCAUAUCAGAUUGGAAGCUUUUUCCUGGACUGAAAUGAAGUCGCUUGUUCUGAUAAAUCUCAAGAUUUACCUGAAGAUAUUGAACCGGUGCUUUCUGUUGCUGCAAUUUUUGGAACUCAACUAGCCUAUAGACUAUAGUAGCUUCGUAGCUAGUAAUGCACUAAUGCCUUUUAUUACUCGUAUAAAUAGUAUUAUCUAGAGGCUAAAGGGGCAGAUGUUAGAUAUGAUUAUUUUGUAGUCUGUUUAGUGGUUUAUGUGAGCUACUUGUGCAAGUUGUGAGUCAGUGACAAGAGUGGUGGGUUAGCUUUUGUAGCUGUAGAAGUAUCGUAGCAUUUCAUUUUGAUGUUUGCUCUCUAUCAAGACAAACAUGUCUUCAUGACUUGUAACUUAUGUUGUCAUGAGAGAGCAAUUUUAAUGGCUGUAAAACGGAUUUAUCAGUGUAAGUUGAUGGUUAAUAUGUGUAAAA
Molecule: messenger RNA, 1837 nt
Organism: Erigeron canadensis
Lineage: Eukaryota; Viridiplantae; Streptophyta; Magnoliopsida; Asterales; Asteraceae
Product: heat stress transcription factor A-7a-like
Exons: 3
Coding region: 1-1038 (345 amino acids)
Biological process (GO): regulation of transcription by RNA polymerase II
Cellular component (GO): nucleus
Molecular function (GO): DNA-binding transcription factor activity; RNA polymerase II cis-regulatory region sequence-specific DNA binding
Source: RefSeq, a predicted model, not a curated record